UAUCCCUACCAUCUCUCCUAAACCCAAUGAAACAUUUCCUGAUGAUCUUGGAAUUGGGCCACACAAGUUCAAUUUUACCGCUACGGAUCCGUCAGGGAAUUAUGAUAAUUGUACGUUUACUAUCCAAGUUCACCUAACAUUUGACGGAACAGAAGUCUCCGACGUUGCUUUAUCUUCUGACCCAGAUAGUGUCACAUUAUCGGCUUCAGUUGACGCAGACGGAAAAAACGGACCAUUCAAAGUCUCUGCAAAUCAAACUGUUCUUGAUGAAUCCAUAUCUCUGCAAACUUCUGGAGAAGAAUUAAGUAGUGCUUCUGAUAUUGUGAGCAUGGAUAUUUAUGACAAAAACAAUGAAAUAAUACAAGUUAAAAGUAUUGAAAUUAACUUUCCUGUAAUUAAGGUAAAUAGUACAGAAAAUGGUAAAAGUGCGAGUCUUUCCCCGGUACCGGUAUGUUACUAUACACAAGAUGAAAAUGUCAUAUCAGCUAAAUGGUCAAUGAAGGGCUGUAAAACUGUCUAUGAAAACUAUGUCAAGAACGGCGUGACGUGUGUAUGUGAUCAUCUGACAUCGUUUGUCAUUUUGAUGAAACCGAAGCCGGUACCGACAAACGAGAACGACAUUUUGUCUUUGCUUACAACAGUUGGGUUAUCAAUUUCAAGUUUGUUUCUCAUAAUUACUCUCGUCAUUAUCUGUAUUUUCAGAGAUUUAAGAAAUUCUGAGAGAUAUAAAAUCAUGCGCCACUUGGUCAUCGCUUUACUUUGUGUCAAUUGCUUCUUUUUGUUACUCGAAGUUGAUGCAAAAGAAUCGAUCCCAUGCAAUGUCCUUGCAGCUUUUCUGCACUACAGUCUUUUGGCAGCUUUCUCCUGGAUGUUGAUUAUAUCAACGGAUUUAUUCAUGAAGAUCAAACGUCCGUUUGCUGAUCAUUCAAAGCGCUUCACUUACUGUCGGUUCAUAGGAUGGAUUGGACCUGUCAUUGUUGUUGCAGUGACUGCUGGUAUAACAAGAGAAAACUACGCAUCUGAUAAGUGCUGGUUAGAUACUGAAUCUGGUACCAUUUGGAGUUUCAUUCUGAUAGUCUGCCUCACCAAUCUGAUUAUCAUCGUACAGUUGUGUGUUAUUGGCUACGUAACGUUCGAGAAAUCUAAAAUACCGGACCAAUCUAAAGAAGAAAUACAAAGGUUCAUUAGAAUCAGGAAUAUGUUUCAUGGUAUAUUGCUCCUUGCCCCAGCCGUGGGACUUCCAUGGAUUUUUGGUGUCAUCAUCGUUUUUUGUGAUUGGAAAGUGGUGGAAUACAUCUAUGUUGUCUUGAAUUCCAUGCAAGGAUUCUUCGUGUGGCUCUCGCAGUGCGCCUUCAGCAAAGAGGUGCGGCAGACAAUCAAAAAAAGGUUUAACAACCGGGUAAAGCACCAUAGUAGCGUCGCUACUGUAAGCAGUGUGACUUAUAAAAGAAACCGUGUAAUUAUCGAAGACAUGUAAUCACUGAAGACAUCUAUGACAUGUAACUAUUUACACAUCAGGAUUAGGAUAUAAAUCAAUACGUUACUAAUGACCUUUACACCUAGUUAAACUACAUUGUUAAAAUAAAGUGUUAAUGAUUCACGCACUUCUAAUCAUUGGACAAUAAUGCAUUCUGUAUCUUCAGCACUGUACUAAUUAUUAUACUCUAGUGAAAUAUUGUAUUUUAGUUACGUGUGCAUUAUUUACGUUACUCCUAUAAUUACGUACCGUAAAUUGCGACGGGGUGGUGCCGGGGAAUGCCGGCGUCCAUUGCCACUUGUCAGAAAGUUCAUGUGUUUCAAACGUUAAGGCUUAUUCAAUUACUUUUAGAGUUUACUAAUAAUUUUAAAAAUCCAUAUAUAUUGGUAUUAACAAUCUUAGACGAAAAAGCGAUGCAGGGAACUAUAAAUUUUAUCAUUUUAAUACAUGAUAAUCUUUGGUUAUCGUAACCCUUUUGAUUGUUUCUAGGUGCCCGU
This is a messenger RNA of Anneissia japonica, 1974 nucleotides long. Its product is annotated as adhesion G protein-coupled receptor L4-like. Bases 329 to 1477 code for a protein of 382 amino acids. Gene Ontology annotation, biological process: adenylate cyclase-activating G protein-coupled receptor signaling pathway; cell surface receptor signaling pathway. Gene Ontology annotation, molecular function: G protein-coupled receptor activity. The transcript is spliced from 13 exons. The record is from RefSeq and is a predicted model, not a curated record. Gene Ontology annotation, cellular component: membrane. NCBI's taxonomy places the organism in Eukaryota, Metazoa, Echinodermata, Crinoidea, Comatulida, Comatulidae.